Molecule: messenger RNA, 453 nt
Organism: Beta vulgaris subsp. vulgaris (sugar beet)
Lineage: Eukaryota; Viridiplantae; Streptophyta; Magnoliopsida; Caryophyllales; Amaranthaceae
Exons: 1
Coding region: 1-453 (150 amino acids)
Source: RefSeq, a predicted model, not a curated record
AUGGUGGAUUCGAGAGUUCUGGGUUUCGAAAUUAUAAAGGAAUACUAUGAAGGGGACUCGGAUUUCAACACGAUUUACAAUGAAUGGAAACCUGGUAUUGCGAAUCAGUUCAAUCUAGUCGACGGAUUUUUAUACAAGGGCAACAAAUUAUGUAUUCCUAAAUGCGCCGUCCGAGAGCUAUUAAUUCGUGAAGCACAUGGAGGAGGAUUAGCAGGGCAUUUUGGCAUCAAUAAAACUAUUGAUUUAUUGCAUGAACACUUCUAUUGGCCAAAAAUGCAUGGUGAUGUACGAGCCGUCUUAGCACGUUGUGGAACUUGUCAGCGUGCCAAGAGAACUUUUCACAAGGGUCUUUACACCCCACUUCCAGAGAACUCCCUUGGGAAGACGUCAGUAUGGAUUUUAUUGUGGCUUUGCCUAGAAUGCAAAGGGGUAAGGAUUCGAUCAUGGUUGUAG